AUGGGGAUGGGUAGCACAUGGCUCUUGGCCCUGCGCUUCGUUUCUCCUUGGUCUGCGCUCGCAUCUCCCCGCACGAUGACGUCCCUAAGGCCCGUGGCCCAUUUGGCGGCAGACCGUCGGUCUCGAUUGACUGUCCUUCGGUGCACAUGCCCUGGCAGCAUCUCUGCCCGUGCGUCAGCUGUUUGGAGGCCUCUCUACCAGACCCCGGCUACUUAUCAGAACAAAUCGCCUUUCCAAGCGGGUGUCAGUGUCCAGCUAACGCGUCGUCGUCCCGAGGACUACACAUCGUUCGACAGAAGGGGUACUACGCCUUUUGCCACCACUACGACAUAG
Pichia membranifaciens NRRL Y-2026 is the source of this 333-nucleotide messenger RNA. RefSeq lists its product as hypothetical. The transcript has a single exon. The coding region runs from base 1 to 333 and encodes 110 amino acids. Lineage: Eukaryota; Fungi; Ascomycota; Pichiomycetes; Pichiales; Pichiaceae. The record is from RefSeq and is a predicted model, not a curated record.